Messenger RNA from Blepharisma stoltei, 4144 nucleotides. The record is from the annotation of a GenBank genome assembly. NCBI's taxonomy places the organism in Eukaryota, Ciliophora, Heterotrichea, Heterotrichida, Blepharismidae.
AUGUCAAAGAAACGAAUAGGAAAAAGUGUUGAUCCGAUUUGUUCCACAUUUCCAAUAAGCAUUACAGAACCCUCAACUAGAAGUGCUCGAGAAUCUUUAUAUCAAUAUUUUCCCACAAUUUCUCCAAGAAAUUCAAACCCACAAUUAAAAACAUAUUCAGAUUUUGAGCCUGCAAAUGUUUACAUAUCCGCUCUCAAAGAAAUAGGGGAAAAGGCUUAUGUGCCUUUGAGUAGCCUUAAGCAAAGGAUGACCCCUAGAAGACUUUCAACACAACCAAAAGCGAGUAUAGAAUCAUAUAUAAUAUAUUGAUUUAAAUUAUAAUAACUAAAAUCUAUUUUUUUAAUAAAAUUUUCUUAGGUCGUACUUAGUCUGUUCUAAAAUACUUCUGAAUUUAUCCCUACAAAUAUAACCCCUGACCCAAAUCCGUUACUUCCAGUCCAAGAAGAACUAGAACUCGAGUCAUCCAAACAAGAAUUCAAAACCUGAAAGCCCAAACUAGAUUCCUUAAAAGUAAAAUUCAAAUAGAAACAAAUAAAAGAUCUCAAAGAAUACACAUAUUUAGACGAUUUUGUAUUUAAUUUUGAAACUACAGGGAAACUUGUAUGUUUUAUAUAGGUUUCUGAAAUGAAAAAAUUCAAUGGAGACGCAAGGUUGACGUGCCUGAAAAGCUUGUAUUACUCUUUAGAAUUAUUCCAAAAAUCUAUUGAGCAGAUUAUUUUUGUAAAAAACAAUUUUGAAAAAGAAAUAGAAAACUUAGCCGGAGAAAAAUUUAGCCUUUUAAGAAAUUUAGAAAAAGAAAAAACCCUUAAUGAUAUAAAAAUUACAGGUAAAAAAGCUCAUAAAUCAAAAGAAAGCAAAAAUUCACAAGAAAUAGGGGUCGUUGCAGACAGUGUCCAUCGCAAAGUGGAGCUAGAAAAAGAAAAACUUGCUGAAAAAGUAGAACAGUUAGAAAAAUACGUUGCAGACCUAAAAGAUUUUACAAAAGUAGAAAAUUUGGAGCAAGAACUAAUAGACUAUAGAGAUAAGCAUUCAAAAAUGUCCAAAGGGUUUAAAGUCUACAAGCUUGAAAAAGAAAAAAUAAUUUAUUCAAUGGAGCUCCAAAUAGGCGAGCUUCGUGAAAAAAUCGCUUCAAAUUCAAUUUUCAUGAAAGAUUUCAAUGAAAUCAAAGAAAGUUUUGAAUUGAAAAACCAUAACCUGCAGCUGAGAGUCCAACAAUUAACUUACUUACUUACUUACAUAGUCUUUAAGGUCUCUAGUGCCCAAACCCCUUAAUAAAAAAGGGUCAAAGCGACAACUAGUGACGUCACCAAGCCAUCUUGGAAUAUGUGGCCAGCCCACACCCAAGCCUUCUAUAAGGCUAGUCGCCAGAUAAAUUGCCGCACAUCUCACCCGGCGCGUUGCCGUCGCUCGCUCCGACUCAGCUCCUGCGCGUGUUCCGCCUAAGGGUCAUCCUCCCGUGGGGAUGUGCAGAGAGGUAAAACUCCGAGUGUCUUGAAUGCACUGAGGAGCCGUGCCUUUGGUUAUCCCCAAAGUUAAACGGCUGUUGCUGUACAGAAGUUCUCAAGAGAAAACCCAACUCCAUAAAUAAAAUUCCAUGAGGGAGAGAAAAUUGGCAGAGCCAAUUUCUCUCGAACCGAAUGCUAUUUUAUUUAUGAGUCCAACAAUUAACAGAAGAAUCAAGCAGUCUUAGGGAAAGUAUGAAAAUGUUUUCAGAAGAUAUGACAAGGUAUUUGAUUUUUAAAGAAAUGUAUGAAAAAUCGUUACUCCCCCCCCCCUCCGUGAGUGAACAAAAAAAAUUUGUUUCACUCACGGAGGGGGGUUAAUUUUUAUUUUUUAAAAAAAUUUAUAUAUAAAUUUUAUAAAAAAUAUUUUUUUCGAAAUUUAAAAAAAAUCCUAAUUCGCAAAAUUUGGAAAGCAAAUAUUUAUUUAAUUUAUAAAAUUUAUAUUUUUUAAAAAGCGCAAUUCGUUUAAAAUUAAACAGAAUUAGCUCUAGAUUUCAAUAUAAUAAUUAUCAUUUAUAUAUCAAUUUUUUUUUCCAUAAAUGUUUUUUCUAUUAAAAAAAUUUUUGUUCACUCACGGAGGGUGGGUUUUUGGGCAAAAAAUAGCGAUUUUUCUAAUGGUUUUGUUCACUCACGGAGGGGGGUGGAGUUAGACCAAUUAAACACAAUGAGAUAUAAAUAUAAUCAAUUAGAACUCAAUAUCGCUGCUGGGAGUGUUCCGCUAAAUAAAGAUGGAAUUAUUUGGAUUCCAUUAGACGACCCUUUAUUUGCUAUUGUCAGAAAUAUUCCAGCACAGAUAGAAAACAAUAAAAUGAUGGCGAUAAGUGAAAAAGUAGAGUUUGAGAAAGAAAAAUCAAAAAUUGGCGCUAAACAUGACUAUAGCACUGUAGGGCAGAGAAGAAACCCUUCUGCAGCUUAUAACCCUCCUGAUGUAUCAGUUGACCCAAAUCUUAUUGACCUUUCUGCUUUUAAGUUCAAUAGGCCAACUUAUGCAGGAUUACUAGGUAUUGAUCAAAAUGAAAAGAAAAAAUCUUUUGAAGUCCCUUUUAUUAUAAUUUUAAAAAACUGAUGCUUAUCCAAAGGAUUUAUGGCCUAUUUUAUAUAGAAGUUAAUACAUAUUUUUAUGAUCUCAGAAAGAUUUAUUAAAAAUUGUAUACAAACUGACUAGAGAUCACUAUAAGAGGUAUAUAUGACUCUAAAUAUAAUGAGCACCUAAUGGCGUCUUUUGAAACUGGCAGAAUCCCGACCUCCUUCCCAGAAUUCGUAUAUAAUUGAAUGGGGCAUUUUUUCGUUGACGAAAUAACUAGACAAGUCAAAGAAGUCGAAUGAUGGAGAAGAGAGCAAGCUGACCAAUUUCGGCUUCAGCUACUUCUGGCUUUGAAAAACGAAAAAAGCAAAAAAGUGUGGGAAAUCCACACUUUUAUAGAAUUUUUAAAUGAAGAAUUAAUGGUUGAUGAGCUUGCUUUUUUUUUGCAUUGCAGGCAUGAGCUUUUUAAAGGUCCUCAGCUGUUUUUGACUCCUGGGAGAUUUUCUGCUGUACAUUUUGUGGUUUUGACCAAAAUUUUCGAAAUUAUUGACAAAGUAAUGGCGAAAAUGAGCUUUUCCACUGAUAAAAAUUAUUUUUCCUCAAAUUUAUUUAAUUUUUUUUAUUAUUUUUAGACCAGAAAAUAAUCUCUCAAAGCACAUUUAGCUUAAAGAAAAAAAAUCCACCGAAAAUUAAUCCCAAUGAUAGGAGUGAUUUAAAGCUCCAACUGCAGUCUAAAGCCAGAAAUAAAAACGGUCUAAUGACUUUAGAUGCAGGGCUAGCUUUAAGAGUAAUACUCGAAUACUUUAUCAGAGAAAAAAAAUGCAGAUAUUUAGCUGUCAGAGGACUUUUUAACUUAGCCCCAAAAAACCAAAACGGGACUUUAUCCUUAAAAUCCUUCAAAUCAAUAUGCAAUAAUUUAGACCCAGAAGCUCCUGACUCUUUAAUUAUAAAAAUGUACAGAGAUGCCUGAAUAAUGGGAAACGGCGUAAUCACCCACGAUCGAUUUUUUAUUUUGGCCAACGAAAACGGAUUUUUCUAUAGAUGUUUAAGGCUAAAAGCAGAUGCAGUUCCUCUGCCCCUCAAUAAUUAUAAUGAAAUAAAUGAAGAAAGCUCAGAAUAUGUAGCCAAAAUGAAAGAAGCGUAUGACGCAUUUUCCCAUUUAAAACAGCCUGUUGCUUUAAUCAAAGACGCUGUAAGAGGAAUGGGGUUGACUGAUGUAUUAGAAAGUUUAAUAAAAUUUGAGGAACUCAUUAAAAACAAAGUCCAAGAGCCACUAGAAAACUAUAGAGGGUUGACUCUAAUAGAUGUUUUCAAGCAUUUCUGGGUGCUUUGUACACAAGCUCAGUUGGCUUUUGAAGAAUGCAAUAGAAAAGCGUUUUCUUUUAAUAUCCCAGAAAAUAUAAAAAAUUUAGAAAUAUUUGCAUUGCCUAGAGCUUGUGAAGGUUUUAUCGAAACAUUGAAUUUAUUCUCAAUCCACAAGCUGUCUACCAGAGUUGCUAUUAGAAGAAUCCAAAGAAUGUGGAAAGCUAGAAGGGAUAUAAAUGUCGCCGCAACUGUAUUUAAAGGCAUUACCAAAUUUAAGCGAGUUCUUAAAAAAAAUCAUCCACAUCCAAAGUAA